AUGGAGAUGGCGUUGGCCUUUGCUAUAUAUUCGUGCAUGAAGUCGAUGAGGAAGCACCACCAAACCAUUGUCUCCCAACAAAAGCAUUCUCAAACACUCCUCCACCCCUGCUUUUGCCUUUUGGAAAUGGCGGAAGCAGCGCUCUUCACCAUUGCCACCGACAUACUGAAAAGCCUCGCCACCGAAAUUGCGAAGCCUGCAGGCUCCUUCGUUUUUCGGCAAAUCAAGUUGCUCCGCGGUGCCAAGGACGAGCUUCGAAGCCUUGAGGGCACCGUCCAGGCCAUCCAAGCUGUGCUUUUGGAUGCCGAGAAGCAGCAAUGGGACAAGGAGCAGGUCAAGCUCUGGCUCAAGAGGCUCAAGGACGUGCUGUACGACGUCCAGGACUUGCUCGACGAUGUCGCGACUGAAGAUCUGAGGCGGGAGGUCACUCCUGGAAACAAGAUGUCGAAAUCGGUACGCAUUUUCUUCUCUAAAUCGAAUCAGCUCGCACAGCGCCUCAAAGUGGCUAAUAAGGUUCAGGAACUUAGGAGGACACUGGAUGAGAUUGAAAACGAUAGUAAGUUAUUAAAAUUAGAGCUGCAUCCGGAGGAAACAAUGGCCAUCGGGAGAGGAAAGAAACCUGAACGUCCCUCACCUGAUGAAAAAAUAAUCGGUAGGGAAGAGGACAAAAAGAAGAUCAAGCAACUCUUGUUGAGUUCCUCCUCUACCAAGAGCGUGUCAUUUGUAGCCAUCGUUGGUAAAGGUGGUCUUGGGAAAACCGCACUUGCACGACUUGUGUACAACGAUGGGGAGGUAAAAGAACAUUUUGGGCUUAAGAUGUGGGUGUGUGUGUCUGAUGUCUUUGAUGUGAAUUCGAUUAUCAAAGAUAUUCUUAAAUCUGCAAAAGUUGACUGUCAAGGGUAUGAUCAUGAUCAAUUGCCGAGUCUUCUUCGUGAGACUCUAGGGGGGAAGAAAUACUUGCUUGUUUUGGAUGACUUGUGGAAUGAAGAUCGGGAUAAAUGGUCGAAGCUUGGAGAUUGGCUAGAGGGUGGUCAAUGGGGAAGCAAGAUACUUGUAACUACUCGCAGCCACGAAGUUGCGAAGGUCACGAAUGCGAAAUCUGUUAUCUAUGAUCUGCGCGGCUUAUCUGAAGAUGAGUCGUGGAACUUAUUUAAGAAAAAUGCUUUUGAAGAGGGGGAGGAAUCAUUAGACUCGGAACAGGAGAAGAUAGGUCGAGAUUUAGUUAAAAAAUGCGCCGGGGUUCCCCUUGCCGUUAGAACUAUAGGAGGCCUUUUCUACAGCAAAAAGAAAGAUGAAUGGCUCCGUUACGAGGGGCGUGAACUUCUAGAUAUACCAGAAAUUGAUGAGAAAGACGGUGGAAUAAUGGAAGUCCUCAAGUUCAGUUACGAUCAUCUCCCCUCACGCUUGAAACAUUGUUUUGCAUACUGCUCAUUGUUUCCGAAAGAUUAUCUCUACGAUAAAGAGAUGGUGAUACAUUUUUGGGUGGCACAAGGCUUUAUUGAGUCAUGCAACGGGGAGGAUAACCUUGAAGAGGUCGCAGACAUGUACUUGUCAGAACUGCUGUGUAGGUCAUUCCUCGAUGUUAAUAUGAAAGGCAAGGAUGGCGAGGUCAUAUAUUUCAAGAUGCAUGAUCUCAUGCACGAUCUUGCCCAAAAAGUUGCUGGAGGUGAAUGCAAGAUUGUUAAUUUUAGAGGACAUACUGAUAGAGGAAUUCGACAUGCGUCAUUUACUUCAGAAUUAUUCUCUAAAGAGAAAAUGAUGUCUCUACUUGAUCUACGCAAAUUGCGGACGCUAAUCUUCUGGAGUGGUCAAUGGCAUGUACUCAACUUCGACGGAGUUUUUUCUGGGGCUAAACAUUGUAGAGUGUUGCAUUUAGGCUAUGCAAAUAUUCCUCUCCCUCUUUCCUCCAUUGAAAAGUUGAAGCACUUAAGGUAUCUUUGUAUUGAUAAAAACGAGUCUAUUCGGAGUUUGCCGGAUUCAAUCACGGAUUUGGUGAAUUUGCAGUUCCUUAAACUCUUUCGAUGUAGGUGCCUUAAAACAUUUCCAAGAGAUUUGAGGAAAUUGUUCAACCUCCGAUACUUGAUUAUUAGUGAGUGUCGGUCGUUGAGCUACCUACCACCCUUGAGUGAACUCCCUUCCCUAAGGAAGUUGAUCCUCCGGGGCUUGGAUGCGUUGGAGUUCGUUCAACGGACAAGUGACGUGGGGCAAUCUAAGACCGCACGCACCGUCUUCCCAUCUCUUGAGAGAUUGGAACUAGUGGGAUGCAGGGAGCUGAAGGGAUGGUGGGGAAGUAGCGAACUAAUGAGAGCAUAUCAAAAGCAUCACCAGUCAUCCUUCCCAAAACUUCGGUCCGUGACAAUAUGGGGCUGUUCCGAGUUGAAUUUCGUGCCACCAUUCCCCCGGGUGGAGCACUUGACCAUACGGGACGCGGAAAUGUUGGAAAUAAAGCCCAAUCCAAAUUGCCCGUCGAAGCCGCAGAUGGGAUCCACAUUCACCCCUUUCUCUAAACUAAAGCGUCUAUAUCUUCAAGGAGAUGAUCUGGAGUCCCCGAUGCUCGAGACUCUACUCCGAUCGGCCAAUAAUCUCGAAUUCAUGAGCCUCAACGAUUGCGACAUAAGGAGCUUCUCUCGUGGCAUGCGACACCUUUCCUCGCUCCAGGAACCCCACGUUGAUAUUUGUGAAGGACUCGAUUUAUUGUGCGAAGAAGACCAGCAUGACACCCCAUGGCCAUUCCUCACGAACCUACGCGUUCUUAAGAUCACUUAUUUGAUGGGAUCAAGUUUGCCGGAAUGGAUUGGAAAUCUCUCUCUGUUCGAAAAGCUUGUAUUAUUUAACUGUCCAAGUUUAGAGCAUUUGCCAUUUGAGAUGCGCAAUCUCACACACUUGAAGGAAUUGAGAAUCAUUCGUUGUCCCAUUCUGGAAAAGAAUCGCCACGAGGAACGGCCACAGCUUGCCCACAUUCCAGUCAUUUUUUCGGAGGAUGAAGUGGAUGAAUCCAACUAUUAG
Messenger RNA from Rhodamnia argentea, 3006 nucleotides. RefSeq names its product putative disease resistance protein RGA3. NCBI's taxonomy places the organism in Eukaryota, Viridiplantae, Streptophyta, Magnoliopsida, Myrtales, Myrtaceae. The record is from RefSeq and is a predicted model, not a curated record. The transcript has a single exon. The coding region runs from base 1 to 3006 and encodes 1001 amino acids. Gene Ontology annotation, molecular function: ADP binding. Gene Ontology annotation, biological process: defense response to other organism.